UAUACAAACCAUCUACAAGGUCUGCAAUUCUCUCUCUGUCAUAAGACAGUAAUAAGAGAAAAAAAAAAAUUAAAGAUGGUGAAGUUUUCUAAGCAGUUUGAGGGUCAGCUUGUUCCUGAAUGGAAAGAGGCUUUUGUUGAUUAUUGGCAACUCAAGAAGGAUAUCAGGAAAAUCCCAUCCCCUAACAAUAACACCAACCCCUCCAAGCAUCAACAGGCCUCCUUAUCUCACAUCCUUCUCUCCCCCCUAAAGAAGUUCUCUUUCUAUGGCCACCAUCAGAGAGACCAUGGAGCCAUUCAAGUUCAUACGAAGCUGGCUUCUUCGGCUAGCAAGGGGGACAUGUACGAGACCGAAUUGCUGGAGAAGUUCGCUGAUACUGACGCUGCUAAGGAAUUCUUCGCACGACUAGACCUUCAGCUUAACAAAGUGAACCAGUUUUACAGGACCAAGGAGAAAGAAUUCAUGGAGAGAGGGGAGUCACUGAAGAAACAGAUGGAGAUUCUCAUUGAGCUCAAAGCCGCACUCAAACAACAGCGAGUUAAAGGCGCCUCUGCUGAUGAUGACUCGAAGGAUGAUCCCUCUAUCUCAUGCACAAUCUCAUGUGAGGAAGAGUCUGGUAAGGACGUGACAGACCAAGAACAACUUCAGGACAACUCCACAGUGGAGUUUGACAGAAUAAAUGAUGUAGAAUUCCCAGAAUCACCGCGGUCAGAGGAGAUUGAGAAGUCAAUUCAGAUGAAAAGAGAAGAAGGGAAGAUGAGGAGCAUUUCUGGUCGAGUGAUCACUUGCCAGGGAAAGAAUGUGAGGAUUAACAUCCCACUAACAACUCCCACUCGUACCCUCUCAGCGAUUACUUACUUGGUUUGGGAUGAUUUGAUUAACCAAUCCAAGAAAGGUUGCCCUGAAGCAAAUAAACUGCAUAUAAAUAAAAAGAAGCUGCAUCAUGCCGAGAAGAUGAUCAGAGGAGCUUUCACUGAGCUCUAUAAAGGGUUGGGGUACCUAAAAACUUACAGACACUUGAACAUGCUUGCUUUUGUAAAGAUAUUGAAGAAAUUUGAUAAAGUUACUGAGAAACAAGUUCUACCCAUUUAUCUCAAAGUGGUGGAGAGCUCCUAUUUCAACAGCUCAGACAAGGUAGUCAAGUUAGCUGAUGAAGUUGAGGAGCUGUUUAUCGAACACUUCGCUGAAGACGACAAAAGAAAAGCCAUGAAGUUUCUUAAACCACACCAGCGCAAAGAAUCCCACGCUGUGACCUUCUUCAUUGGCCUCUUUACUGGAUGUUUUAUAGCCCUCUUUGUCGGAUAUGUCAUAAUGGCUCAUAUCACCAAGAUGUACACCCAGGAAUCUGAUACAAUAUACAUGGAAACUGUUUAUCCUGUGCUUAGCAUGUUCAGCCUAUUAUUUCUGCACUUCUUUUUGUAUGGUUGUAAUAUUUUCAUGUGGAGAAAGACCCGUAUAAACUACAGCUUCAUAUUUGAAUUGGCCCCCACAAAAGAGCUGAAAUACAGAGAUGUGUUCUUGAUCUGCACCACAUCAAUGACUAUAGUAGUGGGGAUUAUGUUUGUUCACUUGUUCCUUAUUGCAAAAGGGUACUCAUCGACCCGAGUUCAAGCAAUACCCGGCUUUUUGUUACUAAUUUUUUUGAUAUUGCUAGUCUGUCCUUUCAAUAUCUUCUAUCGAUCAAGCCGUUUUCGUUUCCUCCGGGUGAUAAGGAAUAUCAUUUUGUCACCUCUUUACAAGGUUGUCAUGUUGGACUUCUUCAUGGCUGAUCAACUUUGUAGUCAGGUGCCCCUGCUCAGGAACCUGGAGUAUGUUGCAUGUUACUACAUAACUGGAAGCUAUAAAACUCAGGACUAUGGAUUUUGCAUGAGGACCAAGCAUUACAGAGAUAUGGCUUAUGCUGUUUCCUUUCUGCCUUACUACUGGAGAGCCAUGCAGUGUGCUAGGAGAUAUUUUGAUGAAGGACAGAUAAGCCACCUUAUCAAUCUAGGCAAAUAUGUGUCAGCCAUGCUGGCAGCGGGUGCCAAAGUGGCAUAUGAGAAAGAAGGGAGCAUUGGAUAUCUCUGUCUAGUUGUGGUGGUGUCAAGUGCUGCAACUGUAUACCAAUUGUACUGGGACUUUGUAAAGGAUUGGGGUUUGCUCCAGUUCCACUCCAAAAACCCCUGGCUAAGGAAUGAAUUGGUGCUCCGACGAAAGAUUAUUUACUUCUUAUCAAUGGGUCUCAACCUUGUUCUAAGGCUUGCUUGGAUACAAACUGUUCUCCAUUCCAACUUUGGGAGCGUAGACUAUAGGGUCACUGGGCUCUUUCUCGCUGCCCUUGAGGUGAUUCGACGUGGGCAAUGGAAUUUCUACAGGUUGGAGAAUGAGCAUUUGAAUAAUGCUGGGAAGUUCAGGGCUGUCAAGAUAGUGCCCCUUCCCUUUGAUGAAGUGGAUAAUGAAGAUUAAAUGCCCAUUAGUAUUUGCUGAUACUUGCUUAUACAAUACUCUACGCGUUGGCGUUGCUGUGGAUAUCUAUAUUCCUUGACGCGUCCAGUAUCAAAGAAAGAAAAAAGAAAAAAAAAAUCAUUCUGUGACUGUACAAAUUAAUUGUUGUUAAUCACAAGUCAGUCUCAAUGAGCCUUUCGGUUACCCGUUGUUGUUGGCAUCUUCCCAAGGGAAAGAGGAUUCAUAUACUUUGUAUACAAAAAUUCCAUUCCUUCCAACAAAUUUAUUAAAGGGAGACAGCAUCAAUAUACCUAGUUUAAUUUAACUACCCCAGCUACCUUUUGUUCCUCCCUUUAGAUCUUUGGUUUACUUCUAAUUUGUAUUUCUUUUCUGCUAUUCCAUUUUCCCUCUUUUUGUUGGGAGUAGUAAAGCAUGCAAAUAAGA
This is a messenger RNA of Nelumbo nucifera (sacred lotus), 2868 nucleotides long. RefSeq names its product phosphate transporter PHO1 homolog 1-like. The record is from RefSeq and is a predicted model, not a curated record. Lineage: Eukaryota; Viridiplantae; Streptophyta; Magnoliopsida; Proteales; Nelumbonaceae. Gene Ontology annotation, cellular component: membrane. Gene Ontology annotation, biological process: cellular response to phosphate starvation.